AGAAUAGGUUCACCGUGACCACCACCACCUGGGCCACUGACGUUGGACUGUAACCAUCCCUGCAACAAUGGCCGGUGCUUCUGCAGCAGAUGUUCGAAGCAUACUGUCCCUACCUACCCCUUCCACACCAGGCCCUUCUCAGCCUCGUAGGACUCCUGGUACGGCUGAAAAGACUCGCAAGCCCGAGGGUAUCUCAAGAGAAUUGUACUCGCUGAUCGGUCCGUCCGCUCCAACACUUACGGUCCAACUUGCAAAACCUCGAUUGAAGCAGAAGCCUAACCUCGGCGGUGGCGGUCGAGUGAAAUGGGAGUGGAGGUCGUUCAACAAUGGCGCUCGGGACGACAAACUGGAACUUUUCCACUGGGUUAAGGCUGGGACAGAUCCUGAGGCUGACUACCCUUUCGCGAAAUAUAACGUCCAGCCGAUGUCUUAUGUCUACUCCCAAGAUGAAUAUACGCGGCUUCUCGAAGACAAGGACUGGACAAAGGAUGAAACGGACUAUCUAUUCGGCCUCGUGAAGGACUAUGACGCAAGGUGGUACAUCGUGCACGACCGCUAUGAGUACGAGGGCGGACCUGAGAGAAGUAUGGAGGACUUGAAAGAUCGCUACUAUAGCGUCUGUCGCAAACUUGUCAGGAACCGGCCUUGGGCUGGCGAUGAAGCGAGCAAGGCGCAGCUCAUCACCAGCCUCACCUUUGACAAGGAUCGCGAGGUGACACGUAAGAAGUACAUUGCGAGCCUCGAGACCCGAACACCACAGCAGAAAGCCGAAGAGGAUGCCCUCUACAUCGAGCUGAAGCGACUAGAACAAGGCGAGCGACGUUUCAAGCGGGACAGAGAGGAGCUACUCAGGACCGUGCUCGGGAUUGAGUCCGGGCUAGUGGACCUCCCGAUCGAGGAGGACGGUUUGAACUCUGCCACCGUCGAUACGAGGAAGAAAAAGAAGGGACAAAUGAGCGCCACGGCCGAACCGGAAACGCCUGCAUCGUCAACGUCGAAUGCACCCAACGUCAUCUCGCUCGGUCAACCUCAGACCAAGAAGUCCCAGUCGGCGAGUUCUGCGAGAUACGACGCGACGCACUGCAUACAACGCACCGAAGUCCCUGCAACGACUUCUACCACCACCAAGUCCGCUCAUGUGCCAGUGUACCUCAGGUCGUACAAGCUGCCACAGUCAAAGUCGCCGUCAGCUGCGAAAGUCGCCCAGGUACUAGGGGAGCUGGGCAUAUCCCACACGCGCCUCGUCAUGCCCACUCGAGAGAACUGCGCGCAACUCGAGAACCUUCAGGAGGCAGCCACGGCUCUGGUCGACACGAAGAAAGUCGUCGACAAGGUGGAGCAAGAUAUCCGCAUCAUGAAAGCUCGACUGGGCCAGCAGGAGUCCGGAGGAGGCGAGGAGGGUGACGCAGCACCCACGCCGAUGGACGUAGACGACGGAAACGAUGCGGAAGGUGAAGUCGACGGCAGGGCUCAGAGUGUCGUCAGCACGCGGAGCACGAGAAGCCGGAGACCUUCUCGCCGUUCAAUGUCGAUCUCAUCCGUGGAUACGUCGGCGACCGGUGCUGUCAAGAGGCAAAAGCGCGGGUGAUC
Messenger RNA from Fomitopsis serialis, 1590 nucleotides. RefSeq lists its product as uncharacterized. The coding region runs from base 68 to 1588 and encodes 506 amino acids. The record is from RefSeq and is a predicted model, not a curated record. Gene Ontology annotation, biological process: chromatin remodeling; negative regulation of transcription by RNA polymerase II; DNA repair. Gene Ontology annotation, cellular component: NuA4 histone acetyltransferase complex; Swr1 complex. The transcript is spliced from 9 exons. Gene Ontology annotation, molecular function: transcription corepressor activity. NCBI's taxonomy places the organism in Eukaryota, Fungi, Basidiomycota, Agaricomycetes, Polyporales, Fomitopsidaceae.